Messenger RNA from Syzygium oleosum, 1101 nucleotides. RefSeq lists its product as uncharacterized. The transcript is spliced from 3 exons. Bases 97 to 681 code for a protein of 194 amino acids. NCBI's taxonomy places the organism in Eukaryota, Viridiplantae, Streptophyta, Magnoliopsida, Myrtales, Myrtaceae. The record is from RefSeq and is a predicted model, not a curated record.
UCCUCCUCUGCCACAAGCCGAGCACCGCCUAGCGAAAACUGCUUUUGCAUGGAGAUGGCGAAGCGGUUGUGAUGUUUUCGUGUUGGAGCUUCGAAGAUGGAGAAGAGAGCGUCGCUGGGAGUUCAAAAGAAGAGACCCACGAAGCGAAGCAAGAGGAGGGGCUUGCUGAGUUAUCUCGGGACCGACUCUCACAUGUUCGCCCCCUUGAUCUCUCGUUCAAGCUCUCAUCUUUUCCCGCGAAAGGCUCUGCUUUUUUCUGAUACUGGGGGGAGAGCAAGAGAAGAAAAUGAAAGGAGAUUGGUGGAGAAAAUACGAGAGUACUUGAAGUCCGAUUCAUACAUGUAUGCGCCGAUAGCAGACACUGAAGAGAGUAAAGACACUGUCGCAGGUCCAAUCUGCCAACUUGAGAAGGCAUUUGUUGUAUUAUCAGCUAGGGAAAUGACAACGGACGACCAUUCGACAAAUCAGUCGGCAUGUCUAAUUGUAGAGAACCACCUCUCCAAUGACAACCACCCCGAGAUUAGUCUUGCAGGCCAUAGUUUAGGACAAAGGGAGACAGUUAAGCACAUGGUGUACCAGAACUGCCGCACGUCUAUGGUGUCAGGUUGUACCCUGCACCACUUAAAUCGAGUCAUUUCAGUAUUUCUCAUAUAUGAGAGAAGGCUAAAUGCUAGAAGCUAGUAACAUAUCCAAUGAUUCUUAAAUGAUUCUUGUUUUAUGAAGUGGUUGCAGGGAAACAGAGGCUGAAUAAAGAGUCCACGAAAGCUGUCAUUGACUGAAGGGCGUCUCAAGAAGACAGAAUAUCCUAGUUUCCACGCCUCCCACAGUCGGACCACAGAGAAUUGGGAAAUCUCUCUUCCGUGCGGUGCUUCCGUUUUUGUGUGCCAGGUUACGGGUCUAAUGCUUGUGAAUUGGGUAUGUAUGCUUUUUCUGUCUUCUUGAAGUUCCGCAGUAUAGCGCAAUGGGUACAUUUGGUGGCAUUCGACUAUCAUGGUUUAUGCAACAAAUGUUCUUAAUUGAAGUAUGUUGAGGUAGUUUUUGGAAUGGAACCCCUAUUAAUAGGCGCGGUUGCUCCUGAAAUGUCAAAAGAACUUACGGUAA